AGUAGCAAACUCUUAUCAGUUAGCACGUGGUAUAUGAUUGUUUAAUAUUAAUGCAGAGUAAACUGAAAUAGGCCAUGAAAUAAAAAGAAGAGUAAUAAUUUCUCAAAAUUAAACCUUAGAAAUGAGUGACAUCAUUGAUAACGAAGAACUGGAUAAAGAUACAGUUGAAGCAGAAGUCCUAAAAGAUAUAUUUCGAAAUAAUUACAGUUUGUUGACAGAAACAACUGUAUCAUUGAAGAAAUCUUAUAUUAACAAACUGCACGAAUCAAAAUCAGGUUCGAAAAUAGCAGUAGGAAUAUCAAACAACAAUAGUGUUGAAGUGUUUGAGAUAACAAAAGGGUCACUGUCCUCAGUUUGCCGACUCAGCGGUCACCAGAAGUCCCUAACAGAAGUGGUGUUCAGUCCUAAUGAUGACCAGACACUUUAUACCACAGGUCACGAUGGUGUUAUAAAAAUGUGGGACUUGAGGGCUAGCGGAAGCUGUUCUCAGGAAUACAAAGAUGAUGUCGAUGAACAGAUAGUGAGGCCAUAUGAGUGCAUGGAUGUGUCCUGUAAUGGACGUGUGCUCUGUGCUGGCAGUCAGCUGGUGCAGGAUGAUGCUUAUCUUGUGUUCUGGGAUCAAAGGAAGCCCACACCUCUUGGAGGGUACUGGAACUCUCACACAGAUGAUAUUACACAGGUGAAAUUUCACAGAGAGAAGACUGAAAUAUUAACUACCGGGGCACUGGAUGGUUUACUAAAUGUCUUUAAUAUAUUAGAAGAGACAGAAGAUGAUGCUUUAAUAUUCUCAUUGAAUGUUGAGAAUUCAAUAGAAAAAAUUAACUGGCUUGACACACACCAGGUCACGUGCACCACUCAGUCAAAUGACUUACAAAUAUGGAAUACUGAUUCUGGUGACUUAGUCAAAAGUUACACUCGGGAUAAAAUUGCCAAGAGUAUAAAGAGAAGUAAAGGAGAUGACUGUUAUUUGGUAGACACAUUUAUGUCAAAUGACAACAAUCCUGUUUUGUUAGCUGGUUCACAUGGAGCAAAUGGAGAUGUGCUACGCUCUGUAACAAUAUUGGAGAAGAAACUUCAGCCGAGGUCUAAUUUCAAACAGAACAAGCAAAUUGUCAGAUGCUGUUGGUAUGAUAAAGAAAGGGAUAUUCUGGUGACGGCGGGCGAGUCGGGUCUAGUGAGUGUUUGGAGUGUUGAGAGUGUGCAACCGAGCUCAUGUAAGCUGACCACUUCGUUACACGACCUGCGAGUCAACAGGCAUAAACCGUACUGAC
Diatraea saccharalis (sugarcane borer) is the source of this 1271-nucleotide messenger RNA. NCBI's taxonomy places the organism in Eukaryota, Metazoa, Arthropoda, Insecta, Lepidoptera, Crambidae. The record is from the annotation of a GenBank genome assembly.